AUGGACUAAUGCCACAGAAUACCAGUUCUCCACUCGAACGUAUGCUAUUGUUGCUGAAGGAUUGGCACUACAGCCUGGGAAUAAAUAUCGAGUUGCCAUCAAGUUCUGUGUUGGAAAUCUGUGCAGCAAGCCAGCUUACAGCUCUGGUGUUAUUAUUGUCUCUGGUCCUGCUCGUACAGGCGCCAUUUCAGUCACCUAUGUGGAAGGCAUGCAAGGCAAUAAUAGUACACUGGAGAUAAGAUUUGAAAAAUUCCGAGAUCCAGACAUCAGUGACCUGGCUGCAGCACAGACUGUAAUGUAUUCCUACCAGUGGUCGCUGACUGACAGCAGCCAUGACUCUCAUUUACUCCAGGCCUGGAAGACAAUUUCUAAACUCCAAAUUUUAAAUGCUUCACAUAGCUCAUUUGCCCAACAAAUGCCAAGAAAUCUCAGCUUCCAUAGAUGUCUCCGUGUCUCAUUGUUAGGAACCAACAAAGUGGGGCUGGUUUCUCUCUUAUCUUCAGAUGUCAAAAACUGUUCAGCAAAAGACCCACAUUACAUUGUUCCAAAACUUGUUCUAGAUGCUUCUGGUGGAGCAUCAGGAGCUUCAUUGGCUGAAGGUCACAGUGUCACUCGGAUUUAAUGAUGAGUGGAGUCAAGAAAGAUCAGGAGUACACAACUCACAGACAACAUCAUCUCUGCUGUGUGGCCCAGCUGCGCAUUCUCGAGUCAGGUGGCAGUUUUGAGAGCCAAGGUCAGAUGUCAGCUUCUUUUCAUAAAUGAAGAGGAACAGAACAUGACGGAUCCUUGCUCCUUGUAUAUGCAGUUGCCUGUGGAGAAAUUUCUGGUCAGAAGUACAUCAAUGUGUUCUUUGGACCACCACAUGAGCGUUCAUUGCUGGAGGAUGGUCAUCGCUACUAUAUGUGUGUGCAUGCUGAAGCAGAAACUGUGGUGCAUGAAAAAUGGUCAGAAAUGCUGCAGGAGGUCAGUGCUUGCAGCGAUGGCAUUACCGUGGACCAGACACCGCCGCAGGAAGGUGUGGUUUAUAUUGAUGGCUUGCUGGGAGGCAUUUAUCAGUCCUCUCUGAAAACAUUGUCGGUCAGAUGGGAUGGAUUCAGUGAUGUUGAAGAGCUGGGAUUAACUCCACAUCACUCUGGAAUCCUACGAUAUUAUAUUUCUGUUGGCUCCACUCCAGGAGGUCAAGAUGUGCUAAACUUUCAUGAUGUGGGUCAGGUCAAUCAGGUUGUGCUACAUACUCUUAACAUGCAGUCUGGACAUACAUAUUAUGUCACUGUCAGAGCUGAGGAUAAUGUAGGACUGAUUAUGGAUGGCAUAUCUUCUAGUUUUGUUGUUGACAACACUGCUCCUAAGAGGACAGAUAAACAGAUGCAGUUUCCAGAGACCUUUAUAACAUCUCACACUUCUUUCAGUGUGUGCUGGGAAGCUAUGUUUGAAGAUGCAGAGAGCGGUGUGGCCAGUUUUAUUGUUUCCCUUGGCUCAAGACCAGGUCAUGAUGACAUCAUGGAGGGUCAGGUUCUUACCACGACCUGCGGAGACUUCAUUCCUGACACUCUACUUGUGGAAGGCCAUGCAUACUAUAUAACAAUCAAGGCUAUGAAUGGAGCAGGUCUCUUCACCAGCGCUGUGUCUCGGCCACGGGUUGUUAUGACAGCUGUACCAGCAGCUGGCCAUGUAUACGAUGGUCCACCUCCCACAGAUGGUGGCGUGGCAUUUGAUGUUGACUUCACCAGGUCACCCAGUGAUGUGGCAGCAUUCUGGCAUGGGUUUUCCACCAGCCUGUCUCCUGUAGCCACUUACUAUGUCAGACUGGGAACUUGUUCAGGAUGUGAUGACAUUGUUGGUGAAUUUGAUAUAGGCCUUUCACAGGAUGUAACAUGGGAUCACAUCUCAUUGUCUGAGGGUGUUCGCUACUAUACGACAGUCAGAGCCUGCAAUGUCAUUGAUUGGUGCACGGAGAUGGCAUCAGAUGGAAUCUUGAUUGAUACCACACCACCAGUAGCAGGAGAUGUUUGGGAUGGUGCAGGAGAUGCUGAUAUUUGUUUCCAAUCCCAAAGAGAUUUUCUUGCUGCCAAUGGACAGGAUUGUAGAUGUGAGCUCAGGCCUGGCUGCUUCACAUGGAGGUCAGGUACAAGUCCUGGUGCCACUGAUAUCAUGCAUCACGCAGUGUUGGUUUGGCGCUUGAAGCCUUCACAUCAGACCUCUCAACUCCACUUCCAGAAACAGGACAUAUACAUAACCAUCACUGCUAAGGACAGAGCAGGUAACUGGAUAGAAGUUACUUCCAAUGGAUUCAAGGUGGACACCACAGCACCAACAGUGAAGCAGGUGCCCCAGCUGAAUGGUGGACUGGGAACUCUUGGGGGGCCACGUCUAGUUAGUAGAGACACCUUGUCUGCUAGGUGGUCACUGGAAGAUGCAGGAUCACCAGUGGCGGCACAUUUUGUCUCCAUCACCAGCCAUUUGCUGGGAGAGUUUGAAUCAAGGCCACUGCAGGCCUUUCUCAGUAACAUAGUUGUCUCCACAGGUCCUGCACCAGUGUCAGUAGUAUACAUUCACAUCACUGAGCCUCCAUGA
Pomacea canaliculata is the source of this 2574-nucleotide messenger RNA. RefSeq lists its product as uncharacterized. Bases 901 to 2574 code for a protein of 557 amino acids. NCBI's taxonomy places the organism in Eukaryota, Metazoa, Mollusca, Gastropoda, Architaenioglossa, Ampullariidae. Gene Ontology annotation, molecular function: protein binding. The transcript has 14 exons. The record is from RefSeq and is a predicted model, not a curated record.